Molecule: messenger RNA, 966 nt
Organism: Penicillium malachiteum
Lineage: Eukaryota; Fungi; Ascomycota; Eurotiomycetes; Eurotiales; Aspergillaceae
Exons: 1
Coding region: 1-966 (321 amino acids)
Biological process (GO): regulation of transcription by RNA polymerase II
Cellular component (GO): nucleus
Molecular function (GO): sequence-specific DNA binding; DNA-binding transcription factor activity, RNA polymerase II-specific
Source: RefSeq, a predicted model, not a curated record
AUGGUGCCCUCACUGGCAGAUGAUGCUAGGUCCCUCGAUGUAACCUCUAACUUCUCGUCGCCGGUUUCCGCAACUUCGUCACACGCAAGGGAAUUUUCGACUCCGAUCGGCUUGGGUAUUUCAAGAUGCGGCCUCGAGCCUUCGUUCGAUACCAUGGGAGGCUUCACUAGUCAGCUGCCUUACUCAGUGACUCCAUCGAUACCGACGCAAAUCGCACCCAUGGAUGACUUCUACAGUCUGCCGAUGAAAGUCAGCGAUUUUUCUGAGCAAACUGGUUUUGGGAUCUACAACGGUUUUCCCGAAACAACUCAAUCUAUGGUUAGGUACUAUGGCUCUCAAGCUAUGAGGGCUUCUUCGAGCUACAACUCCCCAAUCGAGACUGCAUCGCUUCACACAACAUUCCCUGGGCAGGUACCAGGUUACUGGAUACCGGCAGCAUGCUCGGGACCUACAACACCCCCAGAAGUUGUUCCGAUUCAAGCAGGCAACAUGACUGGUAGCUACUGGAGCGCACAGUGUGUUCCAGAGCUCUGCCCGACAAUCAACGCUCCGGUAUCUCAAAUGGCUGGUGGUUUCUCGAUGCCCGACAAUUCGUUCAAUCUGCGAACAGUCCCAGUGAGGGAUAGUGAAGAUUUUUUCUCGAAGGACGUAUCUGAUUCUGGUUUGAGCAUUCCUGAGUCACCGAAAUCAAAGCAGGGAGAGAAGGUUGCGAAAAGAUCCUCGAUAGCAUCCCGAAAAGUUGCUGCGUCACCUCCUAAGAGAAAGAUUUCCUCAAAGAAAGGAUACGCUUGUCGUGUCUGCGGUUUCUCUUUUACCCGGCGAUCCAAUUGCGCGGAGCACGAGAAAAAGCACGACCCCAAUCACAGACGAUCUUACCCUUGUGAGGAGUGCCAUAAGACCUUUGGGCGAAUGGCAGAUCUCAGGAGACAUACGGAUAAUGUGAGGAAAUUCACUGGGAUUCUCUAG